Messenger RNA from Recurvomyces mirabilis, 1692 nucleotides. RefSeq lists its product as uncharacterized. The record is from RefSeq and is a predicted model, not a curated record. Lineage: Eukaryota; Fungi; Ascomycota; Dothideomycetes; Mycosphaerellales; Teratosphaeriaceae. Gene Ontology annotation, biological process: transmembrane transport. Gene Ontology annotation, cellular component: membrane. Gene Ontology annotation, molecular function: transmembrane transporter activity. The transcript has 2 exons. Bases 1 to 1692 code for a protein of 563 amino acids.
AUGGUGAUCAUGGCGCCCGAACGAACAGUGACAACGGAUUACUUCGCCGACGAUGACGGAGACAACUACUCGAUCACCACGAAAGCAAGCACAAUCACCAUGGACGAGCCAUCGAAGCACAACGACGCCAGCGAGCACUCUCCCCUCCUGGCCACAUCACCCGCAAAACCAGGCUCAUACAUCGAGCUUCCACCCCGCAAGAGUCGCAUAUCAUACCGCUCCCUCCUCCUCGUCUUGAUCGCCAUGGUAAUCCUGAGCAGCGCCUCCGACCAAAUCAUCCAAAGCCCCCAAAUGCGCAUCUUCGAAUCCAUAAUCUGCUACCGACACUACGAGCAAGCGGAUCCAAGCAGGAUCCUGCUGGGAAGAGCAACGGUAGGCCCGGGAGCUAUCGGCGGAGUGGCAGAAGCGGACUGCAAGAUCGAUGAGGUGCAGGGAGAACUAGCUAUGCUCAAUGGGUAUCAACAAUUCUUCAAUGGCUUUCCAUCGCUUCUGCUUGCUAUACCGCUAGGCUGGGCAGCGGAUAGAUAUGGGAGGAAGCCUUUCCUCGCAGUAGGAUUGGUGUCAUUCGCAGCCCGAGCAAGCUGGGUCCAGCUUGUAACCUGGUUCUGGCAAGCAUUCGACAUCCGGCUGACUUGGCUUUCCACGCUACCCACUCUGGUUUCUGGUGGAGAUGUCGUAAUCUCUGGCCUCUUCUUCGUCUUGCUAUCGGAUAUUGUGCCGGAAGCAGAAAGAGCAUCUACAUUCCUUCGAGUCGGUGCUUGCAGUAUCUUGGCCAGUGUGGCUAUGCCUCCCUUCGCGGCUAUGCUAAUGCAGACGAAUCCGUGGAUACCGUGUCUUAUCGGUCUCGUACUUAACUUCAUACCAAUGUUCCUGCUUAUUCUGGUGCCGGAGACCCUGAACUAUCGCAAGCAUCUCUCACCAUACGACUCGUUUCCCCCCACACCCUCAGAAGAAACUCAGCCUGGACCACCAGACCUCGCCGACAACAACCCACCUAUGUCAGCCAACUAUGCUGCCCGAAUCGCAAGCCAGGUCGUCUCGGCGACAGACUUUCUUACAGCAGAUUGGCGAAUCCCAGCACUCAUCCUGCCCUUCUUCGGUCAUAUGCUCAUGUUCAACGCCACACAACUCCUUCUCCAAUAUAUGAGCAAACGCUACCACAUCACCUUUUCAAAAGCCACACUUCUCAACACAAUCUUCAACGGAGUCAAGAUCUUAGGUCUCUUCCUCAUCCUCCCUUACAUCUCGAAAGUCAUCAUGCGUAUCUUCAAGUUUUCCGAUCAGAGAAAGGAUCUCUACUUAGCACGAGGCACGCAGGUCUUACUAGCGGUCGGAUAUCUCUUCAUCGGACUCUCACCAACUGUGCCGUCGGCAGUGCUGAGCAUGACGCUCGCGGCAUUAGGGAUGGGCACUUAUCUCUUCGUCCGAAGUUUCCUGACAUCACUGGUUCCUUCACAUCAUAUCGCUAGGAUAUACAUGAUCAUCACGCUUCUUGAGACCUUAGGCGGUAUGUCCGGAGGUGCGCUUAUGGCUAAUUUGUUCAAGGGUGGUCUGCAGCUUGGCGGUGGUUGGAUUGGGCUGCCAUUCCUGUUCGUGGGUCUGGUGAUGUUGUGCUCCACGGCAUUGUUGUGUACUGUAAGAUUACGGCCUGGAGAAGACAGGAAGCAGGAUGGGGAUGAGCAGCAGAUGUGA